CCAAAAUGAACGAUUAUAUUUGGAUUUUGAACGAAUCAAAAUGGAUGCUGGGUGUGAAUGAACUAUGUACUGAAAAACGAACAGCUUUUUAUCGAGUUGUGUCGUGGGCCCGAUUAUAAUCGGGAAUCCGGCAUCACGGUUUUGUUUUGUAAUAAUUUAGGCAGUGGUGAACUCGUAAAUGCGCCCUGAGAAACGGGAUUGAUCAAAUUAGUGCCUGAAAUCGGUGGAUACCGUGUCGGUAAUGUGUUUACGAGAGUGUCAGGCGAGCUUCCCGCAGGUGUCCCUAAUAGGAUGAGGACUCUGACGGAAAUAUUGAAUGUCGAUGCAAAUCAGCGAGUGGUGUAUGUCGAGCUGCCGUAGCUACUCGGUGCAAGAUGGCGAGAAUAUACGGACUAAAGUGUUGCUCGUGUGCUGUAUGAGCGGGCAGAAAUGAAAUGCAUAUACAGGAAGGAACAAACACAACUCUGACAACAUGUACCAAAAUGACAGAAGAAGUAGACAGAAGACAUGGUGUGAACGGCAACAGCAGUAGUAAGGGUGUCAAUGACGAUCCUCCUGUGCUUAGUUCCACUCCCGCUGCGUCGGGUGGAAGGCUUAAAUUCUAUAAAGAUGGAAAAUUUAUCUUGGAGUUGGUACGAGGAAGCGCGCGCGACGGCGAGCGCGCGGGCUGGGUGUCCGUGCCGCGUAAGACGUUCUGGCCGCCCGCCGCCGCGCCGCCCACGCCGCCACACGCCGCGCCGCCCUGCGCCUCGCUCUCCCUCUCCGACGACAACUCCUCUCUGCACUCCUCGCCCUGCACCUCGCACCGCGACCACUGCUGGAAGCAGACCACGCCGCGCCGCAACCUAUCCAAAGAGCUAACCAUGUACUACUGCAGGCCAACUACCCUGCAUAAUGCGCACAUACAGGCCGCCAGCCGCCUCAAACGGAGGAGGCCCUUCGACACGAACUAUUACGACACGCUACCUAACGGAACCUUUCGCAAGACUCUCGCCAAUGGUCUUUGCGACAAAAAACGAAACGGCGAGGUCGGUUCGCCGGAGAGUAAAAUUUGCAAAAGCGAAGAUGUCGUCGAUGCCCCGACCGACACGAAAACGAAAAUGGAGGAAGACAGGUGGACGGAUUUCGAUCGAGAGAAAUACUAUCAUAUGAAACUUAAAAAACCAUAUCAGUAUCAUAAGUUAAGAGUGUACAAGAAAACGAGAUCCGCGAUAAGGCGCAAAGAGUUGACUCGCACCGUCGACAGACUGCGGGAGAAGAUCGCGUCGCUUCCCGUCCUCGUUAACGCGAAGCUCGCGAGCUGUCGGCAGGAGCACAUGAUGGUCUCGCCCAGGAAGCGCAUCCUGCGGGAGAUGGAGCGCGUCAGUCUAGAGGAUCAGGUGACUAAGCGGAGGGCGAAGACCGUCCCCGCCCUGAGCACCGCCUCGUAUCCGCCGUCGCCGGGUCCGAGCCACACGCCUCACAAGCCGCCCGCGGACGCGUCGGCCCGCAUCCACAACGGCACCGCGCCCCGGAAGGAGACCACCGUGUCGAAGAAUGUCAGCAGCUAUAGCAUACACUCGCUGCUCAGCAUGCCCGACGAGAGUCCGACGCGUCGGUCGCCCGAGGCGAAGCGCUCGCCGCACUCGUACCCCCCCUCGCUGAAGACCGAGUCGCCGUCGAGCGUCAACUCGCCGGACCUCAGCCCCAGCCCGGACAACUACCGGUACCGGUACUCGGCGCUGACGCUGGGCUCGCCGGGGCGCGGCGCGGCGCGCGACUCGCCCACGCCGCCGCAGCCCGGCGCGCCGCCCGCCUUCCGCUCGUACGCGGCGCCCACGUCGCCGUACGGGCCGCGCGCCUGGCCCGCGCCGCCGGCCGCGCCCUACCGGCGCGACGAGUGGGCGGGCGCGGGCGCGCAGUACGUGUUCGGGUACGGCUACGUGCCGCACGUGUACCGCGCGCCCGCGCCGGCGCCCGCGCCGCUGUGGAUGCACUACGCGCUGGCGCCGGGCGCGCCGCCGGGCCCCUGGGCGCCGCUCGCGCACCCGCUGCUGUCCGACCACAUCCCCAAGGACGAGCCCACUUCGGAUUUGCCACUGAACCUGUCGAAGCACUGAACACGACGUCGCGAGCUCGGGCCGCCGAGCAGGCCGUUCGGACGCGGCGCGCGAAGGACACAGUCGGCUUCGUCAGGCGGCAGACGUUCACUAUUGUCGCUACCAUACAAAUGCGAUGUUGACACUAUACAAAGUUAUUCAAAGACUCUUAGAUUAAUUGAAGCAUAAAAUAAAAUAUAAUAUCGUUUUAAAUAUAUGUCGUCGGACGGGUGUCUGCAAACAUUCCAACGUCGCGUUGACCAAUUGGCGCUGUCGAGUCCAAAAAUCGCAUCCCACCUACACUCCGGCGCGCGGGGCCCCGCCCCCCGGUUAGAGUUUAUAAACUAUCUCCACUGCGAGAACGAACAAUAUUUUUAUAUAUCGUGAUUUUCCAGCAGAUCUGAAUGUCUGGAAAUUUAUUUACAAAGUUAUAUGUAUAAUAUACUGAAACGACUUUAUUUUAGUAUAAAGUGUAUGUAUGUAUGUAUGCAGAGUCAUGAGUGUAUUUUCAUACGAAUUAUUUGAACUGCGAAGUAAAUAUUUUAAUAUUGGCUAUUAUUUAAGAAUAAGAUGCUAAGAUCUAAACGAAACAAAAAUGCAGUUAUCGAUUGUUAACGAUCAGUGCCUUGUAAUAAAGAUAUUAUUGAAAAUAUUUAUGAAUGGAAAGUAUUACCUGAAUGAAUUUCCUGAUCUUUUGAUAAAUAUAUAAAAUACAGUUUUUUUCUAUCGUAAUUGUAUCCAUUUUUGAUAUAAUAUUUACAAAUUAGGUACAAACAUUUCGGUCCAUACUCAUUAAAAUCCAUAAAGAAUGACUACGUUCGAUCUCAUUAUUUAAUUUAGAAAAUAAACGAGGUAAAGACUACAGUUUUUGGGAUCAAAUUUGGAUGUGUGUCUAUGUAACAUGUAUAUUAAAAGACAUUGUAUAUAAUUUGUGAAUGGUGUAUUAUUGAUGAAAGUUGGGCGUAGAUUCUAUGAGCAUUAACCGCUUAUGAUUUACAUGGGUAACAAUCUAUUACCUUCAAAUAAUAAUUAAUUACGGUAAUUGUACAGUAUUUUUGUAUUGAGUAUUUUAUGGCGAUUAUGACGACUAUCUGUGUCUGUCGUGUUAUAGUUUUAUGUAGAGCCGACGCGCAAUGUUAGAGCGACCCUCGUCGCGGCAGCCCGAGGGUCGCGCGACGAGAGAGGGCUUUGAGAUUAAAAUAUAGAAGUAGUUUUCUGCAAUUUUAGUAUGGGGUUAUGUAUUAUAAGGACAGUUAAGUGACGGUACGGGACUGACUCUGAUGUAAUUUUUAUCUAUAAUGGAAUUGUAUAAAAUAGUCGUGUAAUCGGAGGCCUACUGUAACAACCAUUGUCCGCCAACAAAGUUGACUUAGUUUAAAUGUAGAUGUAACCGAACCUGCUCAAUUAAACUCUGAGUAAACUUAGGGAACAACUUAUUCAUUAUCGAUGUUGUAACUGGGACGAAACUGACUUGUAUAAUUUUUUUACACUUGUAAUAUUUGUGUCGAUAAAAAUAAUGACACCGACUUGCAUAGUUUCUAUAAGAUUAAAUCUAUAUUAGAUUUCUUAAAAAUAAUAUCACUAUAAUAUAUAUAAAUGAGGUAUAUAGAAUAACUUGUAAAUUAUAUUUUAAUAUAUACUAAAAUAGAGCACUGCAAUAUUAUGGCCUCCGUUUGAAAUGAUUCGUAACUUUAGUUUGUACGAUUGAAAUCUAAAUAGAUUUGAUCUUUAUAUUACUUUCAAGUUUUACUGAAUUUAACUGUUUUGUAUUAUUAACAUAAUAUAUAAAAUGUUAUUGAAGAAAAAAUACUAUAUAAAGUACACACAUGUGCCAUUAAAUAUUACUCUUACUAUGUAGGGUUUUUAGAAAUUAGAAACUCAGUUUCCUCCCGCGCACGAUGUUUAGCUACUGUUAUUGCAAAGUAAAAUAUUUUUCUAUGCAAACAUGUAUUUGUAAUGUAUGUGAUAGCGCUUUUCGAAUAAAGUAAAACGUGACGAUGCAGGUGUCUUAAAAUCAACUUAAAACAUAUUUAUCACGCGGAAUAAUAGCUAUUAUCCAUUUAUUUUAAGAUGUAGUUAUGUACUCGAAUAAAUAUAACUUU
Messenger RNA from Nymphalis io (European peacock), 4180 nucleotides. RefSeq names its product protein hairless (gene H). Lineage: Eukaryota; Metazoa; Arthropoda; Insecta; Lepidoptera; Nymphalidae. The transcript is spliced from 3 exons. The record is from RefSeq and is a predicted model, not a curated record. Bases 435 to 2099 code for a protein of 554 amino acids.